GGACCAUAUGUGAGUUUGAGUUUGUUUGAUGAGUUGUUAUUUACCUUGCCACGAGGGUUUUCUCCGGGUCCACCGGUUAUCCUCCCUCAGCAAAAAUCAACUCAACAUGUGAGAAGUGUUGUGUGCUAAAAUACUUCAUGUAGAGGUAGUGGAGGGUGAGUUAUGAGGGCCACAAGUUAAUCAGUUCUUCACUGUCUCGUGUAACCCUCUUAAAGUUAAAGUUCUCUGUUUAAGAGAACUCAACUUACAGUUCCGGAGUACCUGAUUAACACGCUACAAUUAAAUAGCUCUAGGCAUUCGAGAUCAAAAAGAUACUCAAAUCUAAAUUUUGUAACUCCUAGGUACGAUAAAAAAAUUGAGGGAGGGAAAACCUUUGUAGUUAGUGCCAUAGACGUAUGAAACAAAUUAUAUAUUUCGUUAAUGAAACAACCAACACUUAACUCUUUAAAAAACAGUCUUUUAAAAAUUAUUUUUGAAAUACAAAAGCAUUUGUWCCAUUGUUGCUAAAAAAAGUAAUACCAAAAUUUCAAGUGAAGARCWAAGAAUGGUUCAAGAGGGUUAACAUACGUUGAAUUGUCAAAUAUAGAGUUUGGGAAUUACAAAAAGAGGGCAACCGGCUGCAUCUUGAAAUACUSUUAUUUCACUUGCUCGGCUUUCGAAUCAUGUCAUACAUACAGUGUACGUUAUAUUGUCAUAAACUGCAAGACAUAGGAACUAUAUAUCAUGCAAAUCUAGCGUGAUUGYCGGUGGCUUUUAUCUUGAAGAUUUUGAAAUGGAAAUGGACAAGACUUUAGAAGGUGGUGAGUUCGACGAAAUAACAGAUCUCAUUACACCCUAUAACCUGAUGAAGUGCAAAACAAACAGUUUAGAAAAGUCCCUGGAGGUUAGUCAUAAACUCAAGUCUUUAGCCGAUAGGGGUGGACCUGACUCUGAUGACUUUGAWARUCUGGCAAACACAGUCGAAGAUUUUGCAAUUGAGCUUCUUGAGCCUUUGAAACGCGAUGACAUGAGGAGAGCUAUAUUUGAAGGAGAUAGCUUUGACCGAAUUGCUGAAAAAAUCGUUGUCUUUCGUCAGAAAAAGUUCGUGUCUCAUCCCGUUGUAUACAAUCUUCUGAUGAGACGAUGGGCAGGAAUGUUUUAUCAUCUGAGAUACAGCUCUUUGACAUCUUUGAACUGGUUCAAAUGGUUUUUAUUAAACCUUUGGACCGUCUUUGACCUUUUUCUCUUUCCGUUGGCGUUUGCGAUUCUGUAUGUUAUUCAUCGGAUCAAAAGAAUUAUKAAACACCGGCAAGAUCACGGCGUUGUACUGAURCUUAAUUCUACUUGGAAUAAAGAAUACCUUCAGAAAAUGAGGAAUUUGAGCAGCAACAUACUUGGCGAAUGUGAUCAAAAUCGCAUCAUCAUCGCUUCUAUCUUGCGUUACAAAGAUGGCAUUAUAACUAAUACCUUUAUGACCAAAGACAAGGCCAGGUCUGCAUUAAAGAAAGAAACAAGCAAAAUAGCAACGGAUAACAAUACAUUGCAUUCAUGCUUGGAGAAUGGAAAAAAGAUGCUUAAAAACUUCAAAGCGCGAAAUUCAAAUAAGACGUUGGUUUUAAUGACAGACGACAUGUUUGGUGAUUCGUUCAAGAUUUGUCUUCGGGAAGCUCAACAAGUGAAGAGCUUGGGGUUCAGAUUGGUAUGUGUCGGCUUAGGUGUUCAUCUUGAUAUUAAGCAACUGGAAUCCAUGGCAACGGAUGGGACGGCUGUUCUUUACCAUGGUGAUAUUAAGCAAGGAGAUGUCUGUCAAAAGCUCCUUCAGGCAUCCUGUCCCUGUACCGCUCAAUAUCAUCUCUCUCACGUGUUUGUUCGUCUGGCACAUAUGUCAAAGGUUCUGCUGUAAAACGUGCUACCAGAAAUGCAAUUCAAAGUCUUCAAAGGUUCUUAUCCAAGAGAUCGGAGAUCGACAUUUCAUCGCUAUUGGGGUGGUUUGCCGUGAUCAUGACCUUCACAAAUUCCCCGGAUGGGAAGGCAAUGCCGCAGGGUAUCACGUUGAUGACGGAAGAAUCUAUGAUCGGCAAAAUCCAAAAAUUGGAAGAGAGUGCAAAGGUGCUAUUGCCCAAAGAGGUGAUCUGAUUGGUUGUAAGAUCUUGUUCGAUGAGCAAUCAAAGACGGGUAGCCUUCCUGUGUCAAUCACACUAAAUGGGCGAAUCAUUGGCCGAGCUACAGUCAAGGGAAGAAUUAAACUCGAUGNCAAUUGGACAGACAAUGAAUUUUAUCCUUUUAUUGGCAUUGGAUGGGAAGGAGUUACCUUAUUAUUCAAGCUCAUACCUCAGGAAGUCCAGGAAGACAGUCGUUCUUGUAAGAGAGACGGCUCAGCACAGGAAGAUUAUUCAGCUCUAAUACGUGGUAUAAAUGAUUUACAUGACAAACUAUCGGGUCUUGGAUAUCUUCAAAUGAGAGUGGAUGAGUUAUCAUCUGAUCUCAGUAAGAGAGACGAUUCAGCACAGAAAGAUUUUUCAGCUCUAAUACGUGGGAACAAUGAUUUAUACGACAAACUAUCAGGUCUUGGAUGUCUUCAAAUGAGAGUGGAUGAGUUAUCAUCUGACCUCAGGGACAUGAAAGAUGACUUAAAGUUUUUGAAGGAGAGGAUCCUGCAAGAAUGAGCAAAAUGAAUUGCCAGUGAACACUUUGCUGAUAAUAAGAGGGUCUCAAUGGGGYUAACCGUGAGUUGUGAAACGGCUGAAAAAUUAGCCGUGAGUCGUGAAAAUGCCAAAUUGAGUCGUGGUGCGACCCAUUGAGACCCUCUGAUAAGCUCAUUUUGUCGUUGCUAAUUGUCCUAUUUCAUUAUGGCGUCACAUGAAACAUUCUAUUGUUUUAACACUAAUGAUUCUGAUCGUCAUGGGGGGGAUUGUUAAAGUGAUUGCAUAUCCAACACGAUACAUUACAGUUCUCCAUUCCGAGAAAAUAUGAAUUUGACCAAAUAUCCACUCUUUUUGAGCAUCUCUUCCCGAUGCUACUGUGACGUCAUACUGAGAUUGUGCCUGUGAGAACAUUUUGUAUCUAUUUUGGGAUUUGUUGUAUAAUGGCUGAUAGUUCAUCAUAAGAAAACUACGACAAUAUUUAAGUGAAUUCUACGCAGAAAUCGGUUUCUCAACAAAUAAAUAAAUAAAUAAACAAACAAAUAAAUAGCAAAUGAAUUACUAAAUACUGACAACGGAUUAAAAGUGCAAUAAUCACUGAAUGCUAUAUCAAAAUUUCAGGACGUUUUGACUAAAUAAUUUUGCGAAGCGAGCGAGCUAAAAAGUAUAAAAUUUGCGUUUGAUYAUUAGUUGUGAUCCACCUUAAAGUCCGAUAUAGGCCAAAGGUCAGCUGUUUAUACGAAUUAUUAGAUUGAUAUUUUAACAGGGGACUAAGAGACAUACACGACAUAACCCAACUCUACAUGUAGGUUAUACUAAUUAAUCAUGACGUUAGGUUUUGUUAAUAAUUCUUGUAUAAUUUAAGUAAUAAAAACAUUUAAAAAGGUAUCAAAA
Molecule: messenger RNA, 3515 nt
Organism: Exaiptasia diaphana
Lineage: Eukaryota; Metazoa; Cnidaria; Anthozoa; Actiniaria; Aiptasiidae
Biological process (GO): calcium ion transmembrane transport; manganese ion transport; regulation of cytosolic calcium ion concentration
Cellular component (GO): membrane; cation channel complex
Molecular function (GO): inositol 1,4,5 trisphosphate binding; store-operated calcium channel activity
Source: RefSeq, a predicted model, not a curated record